Aspergillus versicolor CBS 583.65 is the source of this 2045-nucleotide messenger RNA. RefSeq lists its product as uncharacterized. The transcript is spliced from 5 exons. Gene Ontology annotation, molecular function: phosphatidate phosphatase activity. Lineage: Eukaryota; Fungi; Ascomycota; Eurotiomycetes; Eurotiales; Aspergillaceae. Bases 426 to 1742 code for a protein of 438 amino acids. Gene Ontology annotation, biological process: phospholipid metabolic process. The record is from RefSeq and is a predicted model, not a curated record.
AAGUGCCCAAUAGCCAGAAGGAGGUAGACGCGGCGACCGGUGUGGCUGAGCCGACCCCUACAGACGAUCGCUGCUAGUGAGAGACUGUGGGAGCAGCUGGGCGCGUGUGGGCGGAGUUGGCUCGUCACAGAAUCCAUUGCAUAUUUAUAGGCAAGUCCCGCCAGGUGUGGAUUCACUGGAUUGGGUCUUGGGAGGUCCAGCCAAGAUGCUUUGUCCUCCCCCGUCUCAGCUCUCCUGAGUUCAUAAUCCUCCGCUCCUCAUUAAACGUCCCUGGUUCUCUCGCCGUUCUCUCCACGUGCAUGGUUUCCGGAAGUGCUCCUGGACAGCCCGACCGUGUACGACUUGCUCGCAUUGACCGACUCCUCGCUUGAUUAACUAUCAGGUAGCGUCCAGCCUCUGACGAAGCGGCGCCGCGCUAGAUGGUGAUGGACCGUCUGCCUUCUAAACUCCCCUUCUCGAAGCGCCGAUUGCGGCCGCGAGUGAUCAUUUCAUAUAUCAUCGACUAUGUCGUCCUUGUCGGCCUCGUCGUCGGUUUCUACAUCAUCGAUAGGCUCGAGCCAUAUCAUCAGCGUUUCUCUUUAAACAAUAUAUCCCUUCAGUAUCCAUAUGCCGACCCCGAGCGCAUAUCGAUUUUCGCAGCCGUCGCUUGUUCGGGGGGAGGUCCGCUCGUUAUAAUUGCUAUCUACACACUGUUCGUUGACGGGCUAUUUUCGCACAACAAACCGAUUAAAACGAAUGGGAAGAGGAAGUUUACAGGGCCAUACCGGUUCAAGGAUCGGCUGUGGGAGUUCAACUGCGGGUUUCUUGGCCUUGUCCUAUCCCAGGCGCUGGCUUUUGUUAUUACCCAAGCCCUGAAGACUGCUUGCGGCAAGCCCAGGCCGGAUGUCAUUGCUCGGUGCCAACCUAGGCCCGGUAGCGCGGACGGUGUGCCCUUUGGGCUGUCGGACUAUAGUAUCUGUACUGGGGAUCCUCAUAUCUUGAAAGAUGGCUUCCGGUCAUGGCCUUCAGGUCAUAGUAGCUCUUCGUUCGCGGGUCUGUUCUAUCUAUCGCUUUGGAUCGGCGGCAAAUUGCAUAUUAUGGACAACAAGGGCGAAGUCUGGAAGAUGUUCCUGGUUAUGUUUCCCUGCCUCGGCGCAACCCUGAUCGCCGUAUCCCGAAUUAUGGACGCGCGACACCACCCAUUCGACGUGAUCACCGGGUCGCUACUAGGUAUAAUCUGCGCCUCUAUCUCCUACCGGCAAUACUUCCCAUCCCUCUCCGAACCCUGGAAGAAGGGUAGAGCCCAUCCGAUUCGAUCUUGGGGCACCGAGCCAGCAUAUCCAGGUGCGUACGGUCCGACGGAUAGCACCGCCGCGCUUCGGAACCCCGAAGACGAUCGGAUGCACGAGCCCGCGCCAUCUGUGAUCCCGGAAUCCGCUCCGCCUCCCCAAACAUACCCUCCACUUAACCCCUACGCUCCAAGUGUAUACUCUCGCCCAGCGCGCGAAGACGCCUGGUCAUCAUCGAGUGAAGAAGAUGUCGCGAACGGAUUCGAAAUGCGCCCGGGAUAUACCCGUACUGCUAAUCCGGCUCUUCCCACAUAUGAGCCUGCGAUGGCAUAUCAAUCUCAGACGAUGCCAACGAGCCCCAGUCCAGGACCGGGGCCGGCCCAGGGAGCUCUGCAUCCGGGGAUGGCCAUUAGUCCGCCUCCUGGAGUUGCAAUAACUCCCCCGCCCCCUGGAACGCGACCACAUGGCGCUUGAUAUCCCAUUUAUAUAUGAAAGCCAACUUUGGAUUAUUUGCAUCUCCAAUGUUACGACUAACGAUUUAGAUUGUUUCUUGGCUAUGUCUGCUAUCUAUCUACUUGGGUUAGAUUUGGUAGACAGCGAGCAUUCACCUAUUUCAUGCCUUUUGCGAUACCAUGAAUUGCUUUGGAUUUGAAUGGAUAUGUUGAAUUGGAUAUGGCAUUGAUAUCAACUUUGUACUACUACACCUACACCGCAUAUUUUUGUUUUGAUAUAGCCGCUAGCCAGGUGUUGCUACUGCUGAAUAUACAUGCAUUCCAU